AGCCAGCAAACAGAUUGUGGAAUAGCAGUUUUAAAUAAGGAAAUGGUGCAGCUGUCCAACUACCUGAAGGAAGCCCUGCACCGCGAGCUGCUGCUCAAGCAGAAGAUGGUCCUUUUGCAGGAGCUUUUCUCCACGUUGCUGCAAGCGUCAGAAAAAUCCUGGCAGGGUCAGCUGAAUGAAGAUAAACUGAAGUGUAAACUAAGAGCACUUGAAAAUCAGCUGCAGGCCUGUACCCAGAGUUACUCAAAGGAGUGUGUGAAGAAGAUCCUGAUAGAGAUGGAGGACCAGAAGCAGACCUAUGAGCAGAAGGCAAAAGAGGCUCUUCAGAAGAUGCUGGAGGACAAACUCCAAACAGAGCAGCAGCUGCAAAACUCUCAAAGGAGCCUGGCAGCAACGAGAGAGGACCUCACCUUCUGGAAAGAGCACUACACCACACUCAAAGACGAGAUGACCAAGUUGACCGCGGCGCACACCGAGCUCGAGAACAGCUUCCAUGUUUUGCAAAGCAAACUGCAGCAAGCAGACGCGCAGAACGAGCAGCUCCAGCAGGCCCUGCGCAGCCUGCGGAACGAGCACGCCGCGCUCCACCGGCAAGCCAGCGCCUUGCGGGAGGACAACGACCUGAAGGCAGAGCACAUCAGCGCCAUCGAAGAUAAAUUGCAAAAAGAACAAAAUCAGAAGGUAACACUGGAGGCAACGAUCAGCUAUUUGCACAACUUGGUACAGAACCAGACCAACGAACAGAAGACCCAGGAGGUGACGGUGCAAAGGAAAGACCAGGUUUUCACCACGCAGACCCCACCUCUCACUCCUGCCAAGGAAAAACAAAACACUCUCUUAGAGCACCCUGAGGAGGAGGAGGAGGGAGAAGAAAGUCUGAAGGAGGAGAUGCAGAAAAGGACAUCCCAGCUUACAGCAAAGGAGAACGAGGUACAUAUGGGCAUACAGGGAGCAGACGUGAAAAUCCCCCGUCACUGCAGUGCUCGAGCACGGGUGAAGCACUGCAGCCGCUGCGGGAGCCCUGCCACUCUGGGUGCGUACAAGAGUGAGGGGAUCCCUCCUGCUAACGGCCCCUCGCUCUGCUUGCAGUGCACGGAGCUGCGCUCGGAGCUGGAGGCCCUGAGCGAGGAGUACCACUCCUGCCUGACCAGGCUGCGCCAGUGCCGGGAGGAGCUCAACCACUUCCAGGACAAGCAGGCAAAGAGACAGCGCAGUCACUGGGUCCCUCUCCUGGUGGCAGUGAUAGCAAUGGCCAUAGCCACCUUCCUCACAAGUUACAGACCAUGA
Molecule: messenger RNA, 1287 nt
Organism: Balearica regulorum gibbericeps (East African grey crowned-crane)
Lineage: Eukaryota; Metazoa; Chordata; Aves; Gruiformes; Gruidae
Gene: TRAF3IP3
Product: TRAF3 interacting protein 3
Source: RefSeq, a predicted model, not a curated record